GCUGUACUGCAACGACUGCAACGUCCGGGCUUUGUAUUGUUUGCAGCAAUCGUUGUUUUGGAAGAGGUCUGUAUCCUGACAUUUGACCCCAGAUUAAAAUACGAUUUCUCUUAGCUUUUUGGAUUUAGAUUGCUAACACUAAAAAAGUUUGUCACCAAGGAAAUAUAAAAAGGCACCAUGUUACAGUUUCCAGUUACAGACACAUAUUGGUGAGCCGAAAGACUAAUGUCAAAAAUAAAUAGAAGAUCUUUCUAACCCUGCCGCUAGUAGGAAUCAUUGAAAUGUACCGAACGUGUUAUACAGUCCUGGCUGCUGUUUUCGCCUUUUGUCAGUGUAACAGAUGCGGACUUAUUUGAAGUAUUACCGGUACUGUAUUAUACAUAUUGUUAGUGUUGUGUAUCCUAAAGUUUUGCAAUUAUUAUUUUGGUUGAUAGUCUUGUUUUUCUAUGAAUUAGUUUUUUGUUUAUUGGUUGUGCCUUGAACAAUUUAUUUCUUGUUUGGCAUCAAGUACAGAAAUAUUAGAAAUAAUAUUCUGUUAUUCAUUUGUAUGGGUCAACCACAUAAAAGCGAUGAAAUGAGUGUCGAGGGUUCACCUCUGAAUGGGUCCUCAGUAGAAGACUGUCGAGAACUUUACAAUUUUGGGCAUGCCCCAUUUGAAGUGAUACAAAAAUUUCAAGACUUCUGCAUGGCAUAUUCGUCACUUUCCGCAGCUCUUGUUGAUAUUUUAAAACGAGAAAUGCUCCUGAAAAGAAAAUACAUUUUCAUUUCAAGCCCUGUGAUGUAUCAAAUGCUGGCAAAGCCAACACAAAAUGAUUCAGAACAAGUUUUGAAAAAUGCUUUUGAAGCAUUGAAAAGAUUUGCUCGAAAAGGACGCUAUGAUUCAGUUGCAAAUGCAAUCGAAGAAUUGCUUUUUUCUCCGAUAGAAGCAUCGAAAGCAUUUUGUGAUAAGUCAACAUGGACUUGUGGGAAUGUGGGAUCGAACUACACGGAACUUAGCGAAAACCAACAAGUUGUUUUAGAACAAAUAGCUGAUGCUUUAAUUGGGAGACUAGUAGCUGUAGCACCUGAAAAGCAUCGACGCAGUAAGAAGACAACUAAAAGAAAUAAAGAUAGAACCUCACCUAAAUCUAAGAAAAGCAAAAAUGAUGAAACGCUUUCAGAACCGGCUAUUAUCAAACUUAAUGUGAACAGCAAUGAAAUAGAUGAUGGCAAAGAUAUAAAGUUGCCAAAAACCUUAAAAUCGCAAAAUAAUCAUUUAUGUCUCAACACUGCAACUCAUUCCACUAAAGUUAAUCAUUUAUUCAAUGCAGUGGAUGCAGACAUGGUUAUUCCUAUUCAACAUUUUGUGAGAAAUAAUUUGAAAAAAAUCAAACUAAAGAAUCGGGUUUUCGAUGAAACUUUAGAGAUUACAAAAUCAGUAUUUUGUGAGAAUUUUCUACAUUUAUUACCAUCUGAACAUGAAAGCAAAUCUUGAAUUUAUAACCUUCAUUGAAACAGGAAAAAAUUGAAAACGAGUGUUUGUGUGAUGAAUUCUUUAUUCAAAAGUGUAGCAUGUGACGCAGGUGAGAUUGAUGACUAUUCACAGUGUGGAGUUGAAAAAAAAAAUUGUUUGUAGUUUUGAGAACUAUACACAAAGUAAAUUUAGCAUAUUGCAUGAUUUACACCAAAAAAUGCCAAAUUUAUAAAUCAAGAUAUUCUUAUUUUUUUCAAUUUACAGUCGACCUUUUUGUUGGGGAUAGUCAUUCAUGAAUAUUUGUCUGCCAAGUCCAGGUCUGUUUCAAGCCUGGAUUUAGUUUUGCCACAAACCAUGUACUUAAUAAAAUUUCUUUGAAGUUGGCGAUAUGGGAGUACUUAUUCCCUCCUAUUUCUAAUGGUUGCUUUGAUAUAGUAAGUUCAAAAUAAACAUUAGAAAUGUUGGAAAACUUCCA
Styela clava is the source of this 1928-nucleotide messenger RNA. RefSeq lists its product as uncharacterized. NCBI's taxonomy places the organism in Eukaryota, Metazoa, Chordata, Ascidiacea, Stolidobranchia, Styelidae. The record is from RefSeq and is a predicted model, not a curated record.